UGAUUGGAGAAAAAUCAAUCAUUGCUCCGUGUGUCAUACUGCCGAAUCGUGUAUGCGGUCACUCGCAUUUUUUCGCUUGUCAACACUAUAAAAAAACUAAACUGGUAGCUGAAAAUUACAAUCACAGGACAUAAUUUUAUAAACGCCAAUGGAAUCGGAGACGAAAGCGAGCGCCGAGGAGAAGCAGCAGGAGAACCCCUCGACAGUGCCCAUGGACACGCUGGAUCCGCCGCCACCGAGUGGCAGCUCCAAGACCCUCAAACGCUGCCUCAGUGUGCCAAUAAUCCGGACUCCGCCGGCGGGCAAAUCGGGAAAGACCCCGAUGACCACACGCGCAGCCGCAGCGGCUGCUCUGGCGGCCAAGGAGCACGAGCAGACGCCCAAGAAGAGCCAACAGGUGGUGGAUAUCCAGAUGCCGAAUGCCCCAUCCAUCGAUUGCUUCGGCAAGAACAUACACAUACGAUCGCAGCCCAAUUCCAGGGAGGUUUCGCCGGCUCCCGUCUUCAAUAUAUUCACACCUCGAGCCAGAAGGUAUUCGGCCAGCUACAGUCCACUGACCACGGCAGCCAAUGGAGCCACUCUCUGCCUCACGCCGCGAGUUUCGCAGCUGCGGCAGGAGGAGUGCGCAGACCUGAACAGCCGGGAGGUCAACCAUGAGCGGGAAGUUCAUCGGGAAAUACAAAUCUCGCAGAGCUGGGAGGAUCUCACGCUGGUGGCCGAGAACUGGUCGUGCAAAUCGGACGAGUUCUCCAAUCCCCUGCAGGUCAGCCUGCCACCCACCGGCACCACCAGCUGUUCCAGUCCCAGUCCCACAAACAAUCGCGCGGGCAUGAGAUUACCAUACUCCCCGUCGCCCACGAGACGCACUUUCGCCACCAGGCGGUCGAUGUCUCCCAUUGCCAUGAGGCCAUCCCAGCUGGGACCCGUGAAGAGAAAAUUUGAGCUGGACGAUAAUCCCACUCAGGGAAGCAACUGGAGCGUGUACUCCCCUCCGCCUGUGAAGAAGAUGUUCACGGAAAGUCGCGGCUCCUCACCGGUGUGUCAAUCGCCCUCGUCGGUGUGUCCCAGUCCCGAUUCCGGAACCUUUGAUGGCCGCCUCACGCCCAAGUUGUUCAUCUCGAAGCUGUGCACAAGCAAUUCGGUGAGCGGAAGUGGAAUAAAUAACAAUAGCAGCAGCUCGGGAUGUCCGUCGCCCGUUUCCGCCUCGCCCGGCGGAGUUGGCAGCGGUCCCAAUUUGGAGGCAGCCAUGUGCCUCGUUUCCGGGGGCAGUCAGAGCCAAAGCAUCGACGAGGGCAUCUCGAUACCCGAAUCCGAGACGCACUCCUGCCGCAGUCGCACCUCUUCCAUACUGUCCACUACAUCGUCCAGUACGCAGGUGCUGGUCAACGACCUGGUGGAUGAUGCCACUCUGAUGGACGAUGCCAAAAGUGAGACCUCAUCGAUCGGUGGAUGCUCCACCAUAAGCAUAGAGUCAUCCUCCUGCGACAGUGGUGCCAAGACGGCUGCCACUUUCCUGAAUCGCCUGGUGGUCGAUUCCGAUUGCGGUGGUUCGCCGCUGGCCCAAAAGAGCUUCUACAUCAACAAGCAGGGAUUGUCGGGCGCCAAGAAGUUUGUGGUCAAUCACGAGCGAACGGGAGCCGUCAGCAAAGAUGUGCCGCAAAAGCUUUAAAACCAUACACAGAUUAACUUAGCUUAGGGGUCGAUUUUAGGAAAUGCUAAGAAAUGCUUAUAAUCUCAGGAGCCAAAAGUUAAUCCCUGCUGCACUUUAGCUGAUUUGUUUUGAAUGCUUUAGAAAAUAUUUUCCAAUAAUCUUGCAUAGCUUGAUCAUUUUUAAGUUCUAGAACUCAACCAAAGGUUUUGUUAUAAAAACCAGAAGCAAUAUUUUUUACAAAGAAAUUUGAAUUAAGAAUACCUUUGGUGUAAUAUGUAAAGGUUUAAAAAUGGUUUAAAAUGUAUAUUUCCCACAGUGUUCAAAGCAAAUCUUCCUGGAAGAGACAACAGAUAAAUUAGUGGUACUUUGAUUUUUGUUUAAGAAAAUCGACCCGAAAUAACCAAUUACACACACGCUUAAGUUGGGGGUUUGAAAAGAUCCUCCGACUUGCUUAACUUUAGAUCGUAGCUUUGUUGUACAUAGUUAAGUUGUUUGUCUGAAGUUCUAAACCAUCUUGCAUAUCGAAACAGAAACAAUCGGUUUUAAUAUGUUAGCCUAAGUUUCACUAUACUAUAUAUAGCCAGAGUUUAUUUGCCCGAUCUUUGUGUUAUAGAAUGUUUUCCAUUUCCAAUGUUUCGGUUAAUAAUCGACGUACAUUAGUUUUGUUUUUAGUCGCCACCUCACCCUAGAUUUUAGGAACAAAACCCCAAUUUUGCCAAAUAUGUUUCCUCUAUGCUUAUGUGUAAUAAUAUAUCCAGCAUUAUAUUGCCUAUAAUGUGAUCCAAUUUAGAGCGGAUAUCUGUGCGUAUCCCCCAAAACCCUACUGAUAUAGUAACACAUAUAUUAUAUAGAUUUACGAUCCGAUUCUAAUUAUCUUAAGCGAAUUUACAUAGUUUGAGGAAAAAAGUUAUACUUAAAAAGGAUCCAAAACAAAAGAAUUGCAUAUUACACAUUUUUUCAAUUGAGCAAA
Messenger RNA from Drosophila simulans, 2621 nucleotides. RefSeq lists its product as uncharacterized. The record is from RefSeq and is a predicted model, not a curated record. Gene Ontology annotation, molecular function: protein serine/threonine phosphatase inhibitor activity. NCBI's taxonomy places the organism in Eukaryota, Metazoa, Arthropoda, Insecta, Diptera, Drosophilidae. The transcript is spliced from 4 exons. Bases 149 to 1669 code for a protein of 506 amino acids.